This is a messenger RNA of Cyphellophora attinorum, 768 nucleotides long. Its product is annotated as Granaticin polyketide synthase putative ketoacyl 2. The coding region runs from base 1 to 768 and encodes 255 amino acids. The record is from RefSeq and is a predicted model, not a curated record. The transcript has 2 exons. Lineage: Eukaryota; Fungi; Ascomycota; Eurotiomycetes; Chaetothyriales; Cyphellophoraceae.
AUGGCGCAACCAGCCAAAGUCGCCCUCGUGACCGCCUCCUCCGCCGGCCUCGGUGCCGCCAUAGUCCACGCCCUAGCCCCCCACUACCGCGUCGUAGUCAACUACUUCUCGCGCCAGGAGAAAGCCGAAGCCGUGAUCAAAGCCGCCUCGGAGACCAAGCCCCUUUAUCAGCUCAAGGAACCCCGCUUCCACGCAAUCAAAGCCGACGCGUCCUCCCGCCCAGCCCUCGAGUCCCUCGUCGCCGAAACCGUCUCCGCCAUGGGCCGGCUCGACGUCGUCGUCUCCAACAAUGGAUGGACUCGACUCACUAACUUCUUCGAUUUGGAUGAUCAGGUAAGGGAGGAGGAUUGGGAUCGUUGUUUCAACGCGAAUGUGAAGAGUCAUUUGUGGUUGCUGUAUGCUGCGAAGCCGCACCUGGAGAAGAGUGAGGGCGGUGGGGCGUUUGUGACGGUAGCGAGUCUGGCGGGGGUGAGGCCGAGUGGGAGUAGUCUGCCGUAUAGUGUGACGAAGGCGGCGGAGAUUCAUUUGACGAAAGGGUUGGCGAUGAUUUGUGGGAAGGCUGUGAGGUGUAAUUCUAUUUCGCCGGGAUUGAUGAUGACUGAGUGGGGCGAGCGGUUUCCGAAGGAAAAGGUUGAGGCCACGAAAGCGAAGUCGGCACUCAAGGACACAGCUGAUCCGGUGGAUGUGGCGGAGCAAGUCAGGACACUGGUGAUGAGCAAGAGCAUAACUGGACAGAAUAUCGUUAUAGAUUGCGGAAUUGCGAUCUAG